Messenger RNA from Cyprinodon variegatus (sheepshead minnow), 2535 nucleotides. It is a transcript of the gene mon1a, whose product is annotated as MON1 homolog A, secretory trafficking associated. The transcript is spliced from 6 exons. Gene Ontology annotation, biological process: vesicle-mediated transport; protein targeting to vacuole. The record is from RefSeq and is a predicted model, not a curated record. The coding region runs from base 137 to 1702 and encodes 521 amino acids. NCBI's taxonomy places the organism in Eukaryota, Metazoa, Chordata, Actinopteri, Cyprinodontiformes, Cyprinodontidae.
UGCUGACAGGCAGCAGAAGUGCUUUAGUUUAGUGCAGCUAGCUUGUGCAGCAGUUUCAUGCGAGCGGUGGAUAAACCGACUGAAACCUGACGGCAGCGGAGAUGAAAGGUGUGCGUCUCCCCCGGAAGUAGAAGCUAUGGAUGGAGAAACCGGAAAGGCGACCGCGUCCUGGGAAAGCGGUUUGCUGGCUCCUGUGGAUCGGCUUCGCUUGGACAGGGCGGACAGCCCAACCCCGGGUCUGGUGGAGGGAACCGAGCCAGGUGCUGGUCAGAAGAGUGCUAUUUUUUACCAUGCUCAAUCCUAUGAGGACCUGACUGCUGAGGCUGAGAAAGAAGCCCAGAGGGCCUCGGAACCACAUGGUUCAGAGGGACACGAUGGCGAGGAGUUCAGCACGUUGGUGGGAAAGAAAUCCACUGAAGAGCGGCUCAACAGUGACACCUCAUCUGAGAGCAGAGGUAAAGAGGAAGACGUAUCCAGUGAAGCGUGGAGGAGUCACAAAAAACACGUGUUUGUGUUGAGCGAAGCCGGAAAGCCGAUUUACACCCGCUAUGGUACGGAGGAGGCUCUGUCCAGCACAAUGGGGGUCAUGAUGGCUUUGGUGUCCUUCGUAGAGGCAGAGAAAAACAUCAUCCGUUCCAUCCAUGCUGAUGGUUGUAAGGUGGUUUUCCUUACCAAAAGUCCGCUGGUUCUGGUGGGUGUGUCUAAGACCGGUCAGUCAGAGAAGGAGCUGCUCCGGGAACUUCAGUACAUCUACUACCAGAUCGUCAGCCUACUCACUCUCACCCAGCUCAACCACAUCUUUCAGCACAAGCAGAACUACGACCUGCGCCGCCUACUCGCUGGCUCAGAGUACCUUACAGACAACCUGCUGCGCCGACUGGAGCGAGACCCAGGCCUGCUGCUCAGCGCUGUCACCUGCCUGCCUCUGGCCAGCUCUGCCAGGGACGUGGUCUCAUCCAGCCUCCAGGCAGCCAAAGCCAAGAACCUGGUGUUCUCCAUCCUUCUGGCAGGGGACCGCCUGGUUACUCUGGUCAGGAAGAAGGACCAGUUCCUGCAUCACAUAGACUUGCAUCUGGUCUUUAACCUCGUCGGCUCUUCUUCAUCCUUCCGGGAGGGCGAGGGCUGGACGCCAAUCUGCCUUCCAAAGUUCAAUACAGCUGGAUUUUUUCACGCUCACAUUUCAUACCUGGAGCCUGCCUCUGAGCUCUGCCUCAUCCUGGUCUCAACUGACAGAGAGGACUUCUUUAACAUGUCUGAGUGUAAGCAGCGCUUCAUGGAGAGGCUGAGUAAACGUAGCGCCUACCAGGCCAUGAAGGAGGCGCUCAAAUGCCCAAACUACUCCGUGGCCCAGGUUGGAAUCCCAGAACUCAGACACUUCCUGUACAAAUCAAAAAGCUCAGGCUUGUACACCAGCCCAGAGUUUCCUGAGGUGUACCAGUCUGAUGAGGAGCAGGAGAGGCUGAUGGGACUCUACCAGGACCUUCACAGCUGCUUGCACCAUCCAACCAGGCCGCUCCGCUCCUUCUACCGCUGCAGUGAAGCUGAAAACCUGCUAGCCUGGGUGACAAGUGGCUUCGAGCUCUACCUCUGCUUCAGCCCAAUGUCGACUAAGGCCUUGGCAGUCUCUGCUGUCAACAAACUUCUGAAGUGGAUCAGGAAGGAGGAGGAUCGCCUUUUUAUUCUCAGUCCGCUCACUUAUUGAGCCUUCAAUUCUGAUGAUUAGAACUUUAGAUGAUUAGAACUUUGUUUACUCUGUCCAGCUUUUUUCCAAUGACCUCAUGGGACGAUGAACCUGCACUCAUCUCACUGUGACAACAGAUUGUCAAAGAUUUGCAUUUCAUGAUUCUUGGACCCACUAAUUCCUUAUUUUGUUACUUUAUGGGCUCUUCAAUAGAGGGUUAAUUAAAGCAGUAUUUUACCUGGAAAAAUUUUAAAUAGUUUUAUUUAAAAAAACAAGAGAUUGAUGCAGUCGCCUCAGCUUAGACAGAAACAUGUAGUUUGUGCUAUUGAAGUUCUUAAUAAAGACUUGUUUUACUAACAUAGCUAUCAUGCUUCUAAGAAAAACACUGUUUUUUUAAAGCUAUUAUAUUUCUUAUGAAUUUAAAGUGAAAAUAUGUCUUACUAACUCCCAAACUGCAGGAGCAUGUUCUACUCUCUUUGAAGACCGACUAGCAAAAACCUGUCGAGCCUUGUCGAUUCUAGGAAACACUGCUGCUUUCCCUCUAUGCACUUCUAUUCCUUAAAGAGACACUCCAUAAAAGAGACUGGAGCUAUUCACUGUGCUUUUAAGUUUGCGUCGUUUAUCUUGAUAUAAACCGUUUAUCUUCUAGUGUCCAAAUGCAUGAGUUUCUCCAGCUAAUGUGCCAUUUUAUUUCUUUAACUUGAAAACUACCUUUUGAUGCAUUUUUCAGACCAAACGGGUGAUCUGUGUUUCCCUGAAUUUUGUUUUGCAACAUUUGCCUCCCCUAAUCAUGCCUUAAAUAAUUGGUAUCGUGCAAAGCUGCAUAUUUAUAGCAGGUGCAUUUUACGAAUAAA